Molecule: messenger RNA, 1227 nt
Organism: Polistes canadensis
Lineage: Eukaryota; Metazoa; Arthropoda; Insecta; Hymenoptera; Vespidae
Product: melanoma-associated antigen G1-like
Exons: 6
Coding region: 227-1141 (304 amino acids)
Cellular component (GO): nucleus
Source: RefSeq, a predicted model, not a curated record
AAUGUAGUUUCAACUUUUGCCACUAGUAGCGCUACAAUUUAUUCUAAAAGGGAAAGCAUGGUUAGAAAUAAUAUUUUGAUCAUUGUAUUGUGUUUGAUUGGAAUUUUUGUAAACAGUAACAGUUAAAAGUAAUCGUUAAUUAUAUCAAUUAAUAUUUCUUCUAAAGAAAUAUUGUUUCAAAAAACGAAAGAGAAAUUCAGAUCCACACAAUCUAAAAUUCUGUAAAAUGUACUCUAGAUUACGUGGUAAAAAGAGAAGAAAUGUUAAUAAGUAUAUUAGUGAAGAUGAAGAAACUGAGGAUGAUGAGAAUGAUAAAAAUAUAAAUAAACGUACGAAUAGUGAUACUCGGAGAUACUUGUCACAGAAUAGUGGCACAAAACUAAUGAAAAAAAAUGCUACAAUAAUUGAGCGCAAUGCAUUUUCUCAAGGAAGUUCAAGCGAUCAUUCUGAAAGAUUGUCCAACGAAAAGAUGAAAAACGUAGGAUCCAGAAACGUAAAUGUACAAGAAGAAUUAGAUUUAGCUGGAAGAGUUAUACGAUAUAUAUUUACUGUGGAAAAGAAAAAGACCGCUAUAACAAAAGUACAAAUUAUUAAAAAUGUUCUUGAAGGAAAUACAAGGAACUUUGUUCAAAUUAUGAAAAGAGUUAAGUUGCUCUUAUCGCAGAUAUUCGGAUACCAACUGGUAGAUAUAAAUAACAGUAAAUACAUCAUGGUAAAUGAGAUCAACAACAGCAUACCGCAUUUGAAUUUUAACAAACCUACUAAAGCUGAACAAGUUCUUUUAUUUAUAAUACUUUGUCAUAUCUUUAUGUACGAAGAUGUAUGCACAGAAGAGAACUUGUUUGAUUUUUUAACACACUUGAAAAUUAUAAAGGAAGAUAAUUUUCAGCAUCAUUAUUUUGGAGAUGUUAAGAAACUAAUUACUAUGGAUUUUGUAGCGCAACAGUACCUUGAGAAAACAGUAUUAUAUAAAGGAGAUUGGCAAAAAUAUGAAUACAAAUGGGGACUUCGUGCAGAACAUGAAAUAUCUUAUCGUAGUAUCUUAGAAUUUGUAUCAAAGGUAUAUGGGGAAAGGCCGAUAAAUAGUUGGCCAUUACAAUACAAAACUAUGUUAGUGAAAGAACAAUCUAAUAAAACCUAAAUUUAAUCCAAAAUUUUUGAUUAUAAAAAAAUGUUUAUGUUUUGUAAUAAAAAUAUUUAAAUAUUAAUAGCAUAAAUUUGAAUAGC